This is a messenger RNA of Amoebophrya sp. A25, 229 nucleotides long. NCBI's taxonomy places the organism in Eukaryota, Dinophyceae, Syndiniales, Amoebophryaceae. The record is from the annotation of a GenBank genome assembly.
AGCUGGUAUGAGCACGAGCGUGGGUUCACAAUACGGAAAGAAGUUGCAGAAAUUGACGAAGCAAUUCGAGAAAAAUUUGAUUGACGGAAAUGUGGAUUUGGAGACGGGGAUUGAUGAGAUCCUCAAUGAAAGACAAACUAGUACUAGUGGACGAAAUAAUGGAACUGCUACUGGCACUUCUGCUUUGAGUAAUCCCCGUCAAGAACUUCAGUCUCUGCGUGAAAAAGCC